Penaeus monodon (black tiger shrimp) is the source of this 966-nucleotide messenger RNA. RefSeq lists its product as uncharacterized. The record is from RefSeq and is a predicted model, not a curated record. Lineage: Eukaryota; Metazoa; Arthropoda; Malacostraca; Decapoda; Penaeidae.
AUUUCCCACGAGAGCUAUCGUAUAUUCAUGUACCUCUUAUUUUCUUCUAUGUCAAAGAAUAAAUAAUACUGUGAUAAAACGGGCCAGUUCACAUUUCAAAUAAAAGAUCUAACUUGAUAGAAUAGAAAACAGUCUUCUGCAAAUUGAAUCAGAAAUGCGUAAAAAAGGAACCCUGAAAAGGACUUAGAUGUUAAGGCCCUUUUACUAUGGGUGUUUACCAACGCGCGGCUGCACAUAAGACCCUGAAGUACAAGAGCGCAGUCAGACUAAAAGACACGGAAUGUAAUGCGUCUACGACAGCGCCCCCCCGGGAGGGAGGAGGCCAGUCCCCAUGUCCUCCUCAUACUACCUCAGCGAGUCAAGAGUUUGCCCGUUAAGGAAGCGCCUCGCUCGGACCACGCGCCAUCCUUAGAGCUGUCCUGCCACGCUUUGCGCCGACUGCCUCGCGGGCUAGAUAUCCUGGAGGAUCUGCAGCGACAAGGGGACAGCCUCGCGUCGUCCCUCCGCUUGGCUCGCGGGCCGGAUUCUGGCUCCCCCCCCGCCGAGGAAAUCUCGCGGCUCGCGGACUCCGAUACCCCGAGAUUGCUGGCGACCCGCGACUCCACCUCCGCUUCCUUCUCUGUCCUACAGACAGGACCCACGAGGCUCCCCGGCGACACAUCCGCUGGCCGAGACUGCGAGCUCCCGCUCUGUGGAGGAGCACCUGUCGUCGAGCGGCUCCCGGAAGAGCCUGCCCCCGACGCCCCGCGACGGACCCCCUCGCUCCCUCCGCCGGCCGGCCGCGGGAGCCCCCGACCCCCUGCCGAGGCGUGGGCUCCCCCCGCCGGAUACCAGGUGAUGGGGAAGCCCCGGUCGCACUGCUUCCCUCGCAGGAGCGGCUGCCCGACCCUCCCGCGCCUGACGCUGGUGCUGACGCUGUUGGUUCUCGCCGCUAGCAGAGUGCAAGGUUAGCCACGCUUCCAUUUG